This is a messenger RNA of Caenorhabditis briggsae, 894 nucleotides long. It is a transcript of the gene Cbr-xbx-6, whose product is annotated as Protein CBR-XBX-6. Gene Ontology annotation, biological process: negative regulation of apoptotic signaling pathway. Lineage: Eukaryota; Metazoa; Nematoda; Chromadorea; Rhabditida; Rhabditidae. The record is from RefSeq and is a predicted model, not a curated record. The transcript is spliced from 6 exons. Bases 1 to 894 code for a protein of 297 amino acids. Gene Ontology annotation, cellular component: Golgi apparatus; membrane; endoplasmic reticulum.
AUGUCGUACAAUCAACAGCCGUACAAUCCGGCUUACCAGAAUCCGUAUCCCCAGCAGCAAUAUCAGGGACAAGGACCACCGCCGCCAGGCUUCAAUGUUGGUGGAGGACAGAAUCAAGGUGGAGCCUACUUCCCACCACCACCACCAAUGCAUCACGGGAACUUCAAUCAGAUGGAAAACGGACAUAACGGAGGUGGAGACAACGACGGAAAGUAUUCGUUCCAAUUCUCCGAUAAGACCAUCCGUGCCGCGUUCGUUCGUAAAGUCUUCAGUUUGGUGUUCAUUAUGUUAUGUAUCGUUGCCGCAGUCACAGUUGUCCCAUGGGUCCACGAUCCGACGAUGAAGAUGGUCCGCAGAAACACAGGACUUUACCUGGGAUCCUAUGUCAUCUUUUUCAUCACCUACUUGUCGUUGGUUUGCUGUGAAGGAGUUCGCCGGAAGUUCCCAGCUAAUCUCAUUGUGACUGGAAUCUUUACACUCGCCACCUCCGUCAUGACAAUGGUCAUCUCAGCGCAUCACGAUGCGAACGUCGUUUUGCUAGCGCUGGCCAUUUGCAUCGGAUGCACUCUGUCGAUUAUUGCUUUCGCUUCACAGACCAAAUUCGACUUGACUGCACACAUGGGAUACAUCUUCAUCAUCUCCAUGUGCUUCAUGAUGUUCGGAUUGGUUGUUAUCGUCUGCUCGAUGUUUUUCAGAAUCAAGUUCCUCAUCAUGGUCUACGCUCUCGGAGGAGCUCUCAUUAUGAUGCUCUACCUCUUCCUCGAUAUUCAGAUGAUGAUGGGAGGAAAGAAAUACGAAAUUUCACCGGAAGACUAUAUCUUCGCCGCCGUCCAAAUCUUCAUAGACAUCGUUCAGAUGUUCUGGUACCUUCUCACUCUCUUCGGAUCCAGGUAG